CAGUACCGUGAGAUAGACUGAAGACAUAAGGACAAGUGCACGAGAAUCUAUCACUACUUGAGCAUCGAGCUGUUUACACAUGAGCGGUCAGUAAAUAAAUAAUAAAAAAACAAUAAACAAUCAAACUCAGCUCCAUAGAAGACAUCCACAGAGUGAGGAUGUUACUGCAACCUUUCUUUAACAGAAAAAGAAAAGGAAAGGACAAAGAAAAAAACCUCCAGUCACCAAGCCCGCGGGUUCCCGUGAUAACCGCGAACCCGGAUACACCAGCGCCAUCUGUCUCCUCCCCGUCGUCCUUGUCAGGCUGUUCUCAGUAUCUGUGGAUACAUUAAUCUCAUUAUCUAGAGGAGGACAUGCCUAACAAGUACACGGCAAGACUUGACGAAAGAUUUCCCACGUAGCGUAGGUGACAUGCGGAAGACCGUUAUCAGACAGUAAGGACACUAGCUAGGACACUCAUGACGUCACACACUAGCGUCCACGCCUGCUGCUCGUGUCACCAAGAUGCCCGGAUGUGACAUUAAUUCCCCAGACUGACCGUUGGACUGGGAUAGAGAGCGAGCAGGAUGUUGGUGCGAUAGUCGCGACACGAGAGCUCGGCAUGCUGGGUGCGGCCAUGAUAUGGUUGGCCAGCCACUGGUGUCGUUCAUGGAACUGUCACACAGGACAGGACAGGACAGGACAGGACAGGACACUGCACCUGCACCUGUCACAAGGAGGCUGAUGUGCCACUCAGGUGUUCGGUGCCGUGUCGCCACCAUGUCUGCUUUCUGGCUUUUUGCCGUGUGUUUGUGGGUCUCCUUAGGAGAGCCCGUGGGUGCCAGUGUCCGGUGCACGUACCGCGUGACGAUGGGGAGCUGGGAGUCCUACAAGGACCUGCAGUGCGACUACGGCUGUUGUCUGCAUGACUGCUGUACUUACGACGACCACAAGAAGGUCACGAGACAUCGCUUACGAAAGAGGGACCUCCAAUAUGGCCGCUUUAGGGACCCAGGCAACACCACCACAGUAACUACAAACCAUAUCUAAAGACCCUGCCAACCACAUCAAAGACAGUGGCCUCGAAGAUCACGUGACCUGCAGGUCCAGGCUACCGUCACCAUAGCAACAUCAACUCAACCUCGCCGAUCCUCCAGCCUCCCCGUGCUCUUCAUCCAAUGCCACGUGACUUGUCAGGUAGGCGGUCCUGUUAGCAGUGAUUGACAGGGUCCCUGCGGUCCUUCACGAUUCCAGUAAAGGUUCGAUCACCAUGGACACGGAUCCUCAAGCAGACGUCCAGGGGUCAGCUGACAUGGAGAGGCUGCCAUGAAGAGCAAUGGAGACAAGACAAGAGGUGAUGGACGGAAGACAGCUACCAGUGCACGGGAAAACAGUUAACAUUACAGUCAAGUUUAUAUAGCUUUUUAUUUAAAUUUUUUUUUCUUUUUUAAGUGAAAGUGAGGAACAUACCUGACUGAGUUUUUUUUCAAUAUCAAUAAAUAAUUUAGUGUCUAAUUGACAAAUAUAAGCUGCUUGUACUGUUUCUACUUAAUAAGUGUGUGCCUUCUAUCUACUCAACUCAAAUGAUUAUGUCGGAUUACAGGACAACAAAUUGGUGUUGAUAUUUUCUGAUAAAAUUGUGCCACCUCGUCUUUGAAAUAAAGUUUUUUUUAUGACUAUA
Molecule: messenger RNA, 1660 nt
Organism: Pomacea canaliculata
Lineage: Eukaryota; Metazoa; Mollusca; Gastropoda; Architaenioglossa; Ampullariidae
Exons: 4
Coding region: 622-1029 (135 amino acids)
Source: RefSeq, a predicted model, not a curated record